Xylona heveae TC161 is the source of this 3230-nucleotide messenger RNA. RefSeq lists its product as hypothetical. The record is from RefSeq and is a predicted model, not a curated record. Lineage: Eukaryota; Fungi; Ascomycota; Xylonomycetes; Xylonales; Xylonaceae. Gene Ontology annotation, molecular function: ubiquitin-protein transferase activity; RNA binding. The coding region runs from base 226 to 2730 and encodes 834 amino acids. Gene Ontology annotation, cellular component: CCR4-NOT complex. The transcript has 5 exons. Gene Ontology annotation, biological process: protein ubiquitination.
CAUCGAUACCUCAGUUUUCCAAUCUCGCUCUUUGACACCCUAAUCCUUUAAGUCUGCAUUCUGUACUUAGCUCCCUCAAAGAGUGGCGUUGGGUUUUCUUGAUCGGCGUGUCGAUAGGCGUUUAUCUUUUCCCUCUCUCGACGCUUUCCCUACACUCCAUUUUUUCCUCCUAAUCUCCUUUCACGAGUGGGUCGCUCUCAGUCGGCCUACGUCUUUCUACUCAAGAUGGCGAGUCGCGUCCAGCAAGACGUAUUCAUAGACGACUCGGACGACACUUGUCCACUCUGUGUCGAAGAGUUUGAUCUCUCGGAUCGGAACUUCAAGCCAUGCCCGUGCGGAUAUAAGAUCUGUCAAUUUUGUUUCAACAACAUCAGAAACAACUUGAAUGGUCUCUGUCCCGCAUGCAGAAGGCCGUACGACGACAAAACGAUCGAAUGGAAGGUUGUUAGUCCAGAAGAAUUUAAAGCGGACCUCGCGCAGCAAGCUCGAAAGAAGGCAGCUGCACGACAGAAAGAGGCCCAAAAGCGUGAAGUCGAAGUAUUGAAUCGGAAACACCUUUCAGGCUUAAGAGUCGUCCAGAAGAACCUCGUAUACGUCGUGGGGCUGAAUCCCAAGAUCCGCGAAGAGGACUUGUUGCAAACGCUUCGUGGAGAACAAUACUUUGGACAAUAUGGCAAGAUCGUUAAGAUCGUCGUCAGUAAAGCCAAAGAUGGCUCGCAUCCGAAUCAUUCUUUGGGGGUUUAUGUGACCUACGCUCGGAAGCAAGAUGCGGCGACUUGCAUCGCUGCGGUAGAUGGCUCACAAAAUGGCGACCGUGUAUUAAGGGCGCAGUAUGGAACUACCAAAUAUUGUUCGGCCUACCUGCGUAACGAGCAGUGUAUGAAUAGGAAUUGCAUGUUUUUGCACGAGCCGGGCGAGGAGAAUGACUCCUUUACGCGACAAGACUUGUCUUCCAUGAAUGUUGUCUCGACGCAGAGACCCGGACAAUCGAGUAACCCUAAUCAGCCUCAGCCGCAACCUCCUCCCCAGCAGACACCGCAGACCAUUGCCGCUGCUACAAUGACCCGUGAAAUGAGCCGGGAAGGUACAGGAAGUCCGGCUGAAAGCGGCGACGGCUCUGCGUUACCGGCUACAGUCAACUGGGCCACAAAGCAGCAAGAUCGAAGGACCAGUCAUCCAACGUCGGCAGCAGUACCUAGUCCCAGAAUAUUGAAUGCUGCUGUCGCUCCUCAGAGUGUCCCAGAGCCUGCUGAAGAGGACAAAUCGACCGGCAUAGAAGAACCGCCAUUCGCGUCCGAGCCUUCUACUCCCGCAGCAGCAUCACCUAGUCCAACAGUCUCACCCGAUACACCCUCGCAACGUGUCCAACAUCUGUUAAGGAAGCUGCUGAAGUCGGUCUGUUCGCCAACGUUCAAGUUCAAUUUUGCAGAGGGGAUGUUCACCGCUGAAGAGCUUGAAGCUAUGCGAUUUCUUCCUCUCUUUGAUAAUAAUGGUGGCAUUAAACGCCGUGCUGUUCGGGAGCAAGAGGAAAAGGAGCGUCAGGAACUUGAAGAGGAAGAAGUACAGGCGGCCCUUCAACAAGCGUCUGCUGGUGACUUUGAGGAAAACACGAGAAGCGGAAGCUUACAGCUUGGUGGCGAACCAGAUGUACAGCCAGGCUCUGUGGAAGGCACCGGCGAGUCACUACCAGAACCACGUCGACAGGUCAUCCAACCCCCUUCUCAACAACCGAUUCCUACCACUACCGCUCCUGCUCCCGGAUUCAGCACCCCCUUUGCUCUCGCCAACAAUCUGUCGAAUCUGACGAUCAAUGGCCGAAGCCUGACGCCCUUGCAACAGCAGCAACUGUUACUAUUGAGGUCAGGUAAUACUCAGGCAAGCAACGUCUUGGAUCAAUAUUCUCAGAACCUUGGACUUGCACAAAAUGCACAGCCGAAUGCUGGUCUUUUCCAAAAUCAGCAGCAACACCUGGCCGCUGCACAAGGUCACAUGCGUCAUUCUUCUCGCUUCACCUUUGCAAAUGAUUCUGCUUCCGCCUCUGCGUCUGUGAAGCCAGCUGCCAAUGCCAAGCUCAUGGCUCAACAGUCCUCUAUGAUGCCUACCAAUGCGCAUCAACUUAGUCAACAACUUUCUCAACAUCAGCCACUUGGACAAUUCCACGGAACUACCGUACAGGGCCCGCCCCCCGGUCUCAAACCCACCGGCACUCCACCAGUUACUGGAGGCGGCAUGUUUGGUCAAGGUCACGGUUUCGCUAACGCCAUGGGCGGUGGUAUUGGUUUCGGUUCAGCAAAUCUUCCACAAAAGGAGAACGGCGCGGAUCUUAUGCGGGAAUUGAUUCGAGGCCGAAGUGCAACUAGCAGUACUGGGACGGGUCAGUUUGAUGCCGCAAAGCGUGAGUACAUGAUUUCUUCUUUCCUCCACCACUAUCCUUCGACCUCAACUCCAGCCCCUGCUCCAGGCCUUCUCAGCUCGCUUUAUGGGGGACAGUCGGCUACCUUUCAGGACGCUGGACCCCAGAAGCAGAAGAAGAAGGGGAAGAAGCACAGACAUGCUAACACUUCCUCCUCUGGGGGAGGUGGAAUAGUUGAUCUUGCGGACCCGAGUAUCUUGCAGGCAAGGAUGCAUCAAGCAAAUGCUGGUUCAGGGCAGGGGCUUUUUGGUGGUCAUGGUCAAGGUGGGUACAACCCAGCGAGCAUGAUGUACAGUGGCGGUUUUGGAAGAUGGUAAUGUGGGCAUUUGCACAUAUUUGUAUCUUUUAUUCCCUCUUCCCACCCCUCCAUCUUCCCUUGAGCAAAUUCUUUAUUUCUUUAAUUGUCUAUUUGUUUUUUCUCCUUGCCCGUAUUAUCUACGGCUUUACCCUUUUGCAUUCCUGGUCAUGACGGGUACGAAAAUAUUUCUUUGAAAGCGAGGCAUGGGCAGAAGAUAUCGACUUGGUCUCAUACCUUUUUUUUUUAUUAUUCGGCGUUGUUGACGAAACCCUGGCAUUUCAUCUAUUUCAAUAUCCAGACGAUUGGGAUAUAUCUCUAGUAUCCCCUGGGCGUCGUUUGUUUUCCAUCUGUUGUUUCAUGUCAUUUCAGCCAGCUGCGCUUACGCAUUUUAUAAUGCUGUGGGGUAGAUUAUCCUUCACCUUCACGACACGCCCGUCUUCGUCUUCGUCAUGGCCAUCGUGUACGUUAGCUCCCCAGUCAGUACUGUGGUACCACGGGGAGAAUUGCAUUAGAAGACAC